This is a messenger RNA of Heterobilharzia americana, 1714 nucleotides long. The record is from the annotation of a GenBank genome assembly. Lineage: Eukaryota; Metazoa; Platyhelminthes; Trematoda; Strigeidida; Schistosomatidae.
AAUUGGUCAUGCUUUGACGGUUCACAGUUGUAUAUUAGGACAGCCUGAAUGUCGUCCAAACGAAAUAAAUAUGAGCGUAGGGUGCAGUCAGCGAAAAGAAGAGCAAGAUCAGAACUUGGCGAGUCUGCACACAACUGGUAUGCAUGUGCAUAUGCAGAUAAAUUCGAUCUGUCACUUAAUUCUGUACAUGAUCGUUGUCCGCGUAUUAAUGCCUGCAAAGUUUCUUAUGAAGAAUUUGUAACUAAAUAUGAGCGUCCGUAUCAACCUGUAGUAAUUCAAAACAUUCAGAAAGAUUGGAAAGCGAAUGAUAAUUGGACAAUCAAGCGUUUAGGUAAAAAAUAUCGCAAUGAAAGAUUCAAGUGCGGAGAAGAUGAUAAAGGCAAUUCUGUUAAAUUAAAAAUGAAGUAUUUUGUUCAAUAUAUGCAAGAAAAUAAAGAUGAUAGUCCACUGUACAUAUUCGAUGCAAACUAUGGUGAACAUCCCAAGCGUAAAAAGCUACUGAAUGAUUAUGAAAUAUGCAGCUAUUUCAAAGAAGAUUUGUUUUCUCUAGGCGGGGAAAAAACACGACCUCCUUAUAGGUGGUUUGUGAUGGGUCCACCACGUUCUGGUACUGGUAUACACAUAGAUCCCCUUGGAACUAGUGCUUGGAACGCGUUAGUAAAAGGAUAUAAAAGAUGGUGCUUGUUUCCACCUAAAACUCCAAAAGAUCUUGUUAAACCGAAACCAUCUGAUGGUGGCAAGAAUCAGAACGAGGCUAUCUCCUGGUUCGUUCACGUAUAUCCACGCACCCAAGCAUCCGACUGGCCGAUAGAGUAUACUCCUAUUGAAAUACUUCAGUGUCCUGGAGAGACUGUUUUCGUCCCAGGGGGUUGGUGGCAUGUUGUCCUCAAUUUAACUGAUACCGUCGCUGUCACACAAAACUUCUGCAGGUUGUUUUUCAUGCAAAUGCAUUGAGUUUUUAAAACGUAGGAUUUUUCAAAUCCAGGCUGUAAAAUGUUUUGUCCGUCCUAACGGCCAGAUCACUUUGAAGUGAUUGAUAUGCAACAAAAUUAUGCAUCUUAUAUCAAUAAUGAUCAGUCAUAAAAUUUACGGUUAAGGCUUUGUAAACCUAUGCAAUAAUAUUUAUUUUUCCCACUUAAUUUCGCUUGAUUAGCACAUAUCAUGAAUGAUCAGGUAAAGUCUACUUUUAAAUUGCAUGUUUUGGCAAUAUUACGUGUUGUUGUAGUAUAUCAUUUCAUACUUCCGAGAAGCUUAAUUUACAUAUCUUGUGACAAUCAUUCCUCCUUAAUGAUUUCAGUUCGGCGAAUUUUCCUGUUGUGUGGCACAAAACUGCUCGUGGAAGACCAAAGUUCGCCAAAAGAUGGUUAGUUGCUCUUCGAACUCAUCGUCCUGAUUUAGCGAGAAUCGCAGACAACACAGACCUUUCAAAGCACAUUCCUGAUGUACCAUCUUCUUCGUCAUCGUCUUGUUCGUCUUCUUCAUCUUCACGUUCAUCUUCAUAUUGUUCGACUUGUUCAUCCAGAAAUCGAUCUCCUGAUAAAACUUACAUACAAAACAUCCGGCCAGGGUUAUCUCCAGGUUCAAGAUCACCAUCUCCUAAGCGAAGGCGAUGACAACGUACUACAUGAAACCACAAAGGAUUUUUUCAGGGACAAAGUUAAUGUGUACACUUCUGCAAUAGCCCACUUUUGAAAUAAAGGACUUUUUCAUACUU